Molecule: messenger RNA, 1989 nt
Organism: Scophthalmus maximus (turbot)
Lineage: Eukaryota; Metazoa; Chordata; Actinopteri; Pleuronectiformes; Scophthalmidae
Gene: rassf1
Product: Ras association domain family member 1
Exons: 7
Coding region: 396-1472 (358 amino acids)
Biological process (GO): Ras protein signal transduction
Cellular component (GO): microtubule cytoskeleton; nucleus
Source: RefSeq, a predicted model, not a curated record
UCAGGAUGGUUUCAUUCACACACGGGAUUAGACGUAAUCCCGCAGUCAAAACGUCCAUGCGCAAACAGAAGUGCGCGAGUCCGGCUCUGGGACGGUUCUGCGUCAAUUCAGCGACCAAAACUAACGGAUCCUCUCUACGAUCAGUGGCGCUGAUGGAAUUAAAACGAGCUCCUAAGGAUUCGGUGGCUGCUUGUUCCUCUGCACGACACACAAAGCUGGGAGUGGAUGGAAUAAACUGACCUGGUGCUUCGUCGUCAAAAUACUGUACAUAUUAUAAUCGCAACAUCCUCAACAACAAUGCAAUGGUGCACACAUUAAUGCCUUCUCCUCUCAGAGCCGAACGCACGCCCACACCAGUGCUGACCUGACAUGACAGUGUGUGUAUAGAGGACAGGAUGUCUAAGUGUGAGCUGAUCGAGCUGAAGGACCUCAGUCUGAAUGAUCCCAUCGAGCUGGCUGCUCCUGCAGCCCGCACCGCUCCGCCGCCUGCGGUCGCAGGUCAGCCCUGCGCCUUCCGAGUCGUUCGUCUGGUUGGAGACAGCGUCAUCAUCGAGGCGCCCGGCCGUCAGACAGGACAGACGGGAGUGGGCCAUGACUUCCAGCCCUACAGUCAUGCUCAUCUCACCUGGUGUGACCUGUGUGGAGAAUUCCUCUGGGGUCUUUAUAAGCAGAGUCUGCGCUGCACCAACUGCAGUUACACUUGUCACCACCGCUGUCGACCCUUCAUCCAACUGGACUGCAGCAGAGAUGCAAGUUUGCUGACAGACCCGGCAGAUUUCUCUGUCGACGCCAUAGAGACAGACACAAAUGUGGAUGAACAGAUCGAUUCGGGUAAGCAGGAGCUAAGUGUCGGGGAGAUUCAACAGAAGGUUAAGGAUUAUAAUGCUCAGAUCAACAGCAAUCUCUACAUGAUGGUUAAUAAGGACGGGUUCUACACUGGUUUCAUCAAGGUCCACUUUCAGUUAGUUCGACCGAUCUCCCUUCCUCCUCCUCAGAGCCUGUGCUCGACACAAGAGGGACAUCAGCAGGACAGACGGCUGGAACGGCGGACAUCUUUCUACCUCCCCAAAGAUACUGCAAAGCACCUGCACAUAAGCUCCCAAACACGGGUACGGGAAGUCAUCGGGGCGUUGCUCAACAAGUUCACCAUGGUGGACAACCCAGCCAAGUUUUCCCUGUUCGAACGCACCGAGAGACAAAGUCAAGUGUAUAUGCGUAAACUGUCUGAGGAUGAAUGUCCCCUCUACUUACGCUUGUGUGCUGGCCCCAGUGAAAAAGUCCUGAGUCUGGUUCUAAAAGAAAAUGAGACGGGGGAAGUCAAUUGGGACGCAUUUAGCUUUCCUGAGUUGUGCAACUUUCUGCGAAUCCUGCAGAGGGAGGAAGAAGAGCAUGUGCGUCAGAUUGUGAGGCGUUACGCUGUUGCUAGAGACAAGAUGAAGCAGGAGAUGGCGAGGAUUACUACUCCUGCUUGACUCCGAGUGAUGCGACUGAUCCCCACAAUUAAACAUGAAAAAGGAGCUUCUGCCACUGUCAUGGAUCACUUCCAAGGAUCAAUAAAAACAAUUACAGCAAUGGAAAAGGGAAGACCUCAGACAAUUACAUUAUAUUAAAUUAUGGUUAUUAAAGAAGCAGGGAUACUGCUGUUACAUUUAAUGAGAACCAGAUAAAGACACUGCCACUUUUUGGGUAAGUUCAGCCACUGGAUUUAACUGGAUUUGCAAAAAUGAACAAAAACAUUAAAUAUUAUACAAGACAAUCCAUUGCAGUUCUGUCUUGAACAACUAUGCUGCUCAAUUAGAUUAUUUAUAGUGGUGUUGAAGACACAUUUGUGUUUUUUAUUCUUGUCAUUUUAUGAGACAUUUAGUUUCCUUUACUGUUUUUUAGACUUUUUUUAAAUUCUGGCACUUUAUAUAAACCUGUGAAAUAGAUCUGGAUGUGUUAAAAUGUGAAACAAUGUGUUUAAAUUCUAACAAUCUAAUAAACUGAUGG